GGGGCCCUGGCUGCUGUGGCCUCCCCUGACCCCCUUCCCCCGCUGCUGGGGUCCUCGGGCAAGCCCCCUUCUCACUGGACUGAGACAUGAGGCUGAGCUGGGUCCUGACAGUACUGUCCAUCUGCCUGAGCGCCCUGGCCACAGCCGCAGGGGCCGAGGGCAAACGGAAGCUGCAGAUCGGAGUCAAGAAGCGGGUAGACCACUGUCCUGUCAAAUCGCGCAAGGGGGACGUCCUGCACAUGCACUACACGGGGAAGCUGGAAGAUGGGACGGAGUUUGACAGCAGCCUGCCCCAGAACCAGCCCUUUGUCUUCUCCCUGGGCACGGGCCAGGUCAUCAAGGGCUGGGACCAGGGGCUGUUGGGGAUGUGUGAGGGGGAAAAGCGGAAGCUGGUGAUCCCAUCAGAACUGGGGUAUGGAGAGCGGGGAGCUCCCCCAAAGAUUCCAGGCGGUGCAACCCUGGUGUUUGAAGUGGAGCUGCUCAAAAUCGAGCGGCGUUCAGAACUGUAGCCACACUGGGGAGGGGCAGCGGAGAGGCCCCCAUCAGGGACCAGACUGUUUAAAAAAAACAAAAAAACCUUAAAGCCCA
Messenger RNA from Diceros bicornis minor, 588 nucleotides. It is a transcript of the gene FKBP2, whose product is annotated as FKBP prolyl isomerase 2. The coding region runs from base 87 to 509 and encodes 140 amino acids. Gene Ontology annotation, molecular function: peptidyl-prolyl cis-trans isomerase activity. The transcript has 6 exons. Gene Ontology annotation, biological process: protein peptidyl-prolyl isomerization. The record is from RefSeq and is a predicted model, not a curated record. Lineage: Eukaryota; Metazoa; Chordata; Mammalia; Perissodactyla; Rhinocerotidae.